Anneissia japonica is the source of this 3173-nucleotide messenger RNA. Its product is annotated as CD276 antigen-like. Bases 126 to 1742 code for a protein of 538 amino acids. The record is from RefSeq and is a predicted model, not a curated record. NCBI's taxonomy places the organism in Eukaryota, Metazoa, Echinodermata, Crinoidea, Comatulida, Comatulidae. The transcript has a single exon.
GGUCAUGUCUGUGUUUGUUUUUUGCCGUGUCGAGGUCAUAGCAAAUACUGCGGUCUAUCGUUCUGCUUCAGUGAGCCCAGUUAUCGAACGAAGUGAGUGAGAGUAGAAAAUCAGCUGCAACCAAAAUGGCAACGCUCGUAGUACCAUUUCUUCUUUUUCUUCUUAGUUUCGAGAGCACAGCAAAUGUAAUCAAUCAACCUGAAGACAUAACUGCUGAAGUCGGUGAUACCGUGAUACUUAGAUGUACAGUUGAAACAGGUUCAAAAGUGAACGUUUACUGGCAAACGGUAACCGGCGACUCCGUCAACUAUUUAACAGACAACACACGCAUUUAUCCCGGUACCGAUGCUAAUAGUAUAAACGAAAGAAUCGAAGUCGUUGGUGAUGCUAAAUCAGGAGUAUUCAAUUUGAAGAUAAAACCUAUUAUUGGUAGUGAUUCUGGAAAAUUCUUAUGUUUGUAUUUCGUCGAUGGAAUUCAUCAGACAUCUUCACGGGUCGCUACUCUUACGGUACUUUCUCCACCUUUUGAAGAGUACCCGAUUUGUUCUUUGACUCCAAAGAAUGACAUAAAAAUCGGUGACUUUGUACGAAUGACAUGCGUUACAUCAGGCGGAAUACCACCCGCUAAAAUUUAUUGGAAACGAUUUGAAGAAAUAUUGCCCGCAUACCGUCUCGAACAAGACGGGCGGACUUAUAUUUCAUAUGAAUUUACUUUAUCAGAAUUGGAUAAUGGUGCCGUGUUUACUUGUGAUGCCGAGUCUCCUGCCAUCAAAACACCGAGGUUCUGCAGUGUUAGACCUUACCGAAGUGAGACUUCCGUCCGAAUUCAAUCCAGAUCAACACCAUUAGUGGAUGGUAAAGAUGGUGUAUUUGAUUGCAUAGCGUCUGCAAUCCCCACGGCUGACGUCUUUGAAUGGCGAUUGAAUAAUCUACCUCUGGAUAAUGAUAGAUAUAAAUUGGAAAAUGAUAACCAAACUUUACGCAUAUCACCUUUGGGUAGUUCUGAUAAUGACAAUGUGAUUUCGUGCACUGCAGGUAACACCUAUGUUGUAGUAACCGGUAAUGCGUCAAUUAGUUUGUCUUUAACAAAAAUAGCCGCGGUAGACGGCCCUGAGAUUGUCGGUAUAUCUGUCGGCAUUAUUGUAGGGAUUAUUCUAGCAAUUGUCAUGGUAAUAUUUUUACUUAAAUACAAGAGGAAACGAGACUUCUUUAAGGAUUUAGAUUUUAAUAAAGCUUGCAGAAAUAGUUACGUGUUUCCACGUCAAUUUUUCUCAAGAAGGUCUGCUAAUGAAGUCUAUGAAGUUGAGCGGGAGAAUGAUCGACCCGAUAGUAUAGUAAUUGUCUGCUCGACACCACAAGAAGCAAUUAAUAUCCACAGCAAUCAACAACACAGAAUCCCCCAGAAUGAUGAUGAAGCACGUAACCCUAGGUAUUCUGUUGGAUUUUACAUGUCAAAUUGCCCUACAAAUAAUGAACGAACGAAAAGUGAAUCAGAACGAAUUUAUAAUGACGUGGAAGAAGAAGACGAGGACGAGACUCAAGCAACCAGUGAAGCAAUAUAUUCAAAUAUAGAUGAAGUCGACAAAAACGAACAGCGGAGAGGAGACCCUUCUACACCUCCUAAGCCCCCACCUCAAUCAUUGAAGCCACGUAUAAGCGGACCUAUACUAAAUUACAGCACCAACAACAGUGUAGACUUGGCUAACGCUAUCUUUGUGGGUAUCAUUGAUCAGCCGUAUUAAGCAUGAUUUUGAGUACAGUAUUUUACUGUUUUAUGAAGGCAAUAUAAUAUACACCACAUGUCUGGCCUCACCCAUAAUUUCUACUGCAAUUGAAUGUUGGAUGUACAACCGGGGUAUUUUGUACGUAAAUACAACAUACUAGACUUCACGGUCGGCCACACCCGUAAUCUAAUUAAUACUGUACUAAAAUCGAUUUGAAUCGCAGAGGAGGCAAAUAUUAUGUGCUAUAAAGAAUACAAUUAUUAUUGGUAGUACUCGUCACAGUCUCUGUAUAGCCUGCAUAACGUAAAAACUUGUGUGACAAAUAUGUAAAACAUGUAUUCAACUCAGUCCUCAUCCAACUCAUUUUUUAUGAAAUUUUGUUUACUAAGUGUUUAAAUUAUUUAUAAAGAGAAGUCUCAGACUCGAAUUGCUGCAGAUAAAAUUUAGGAUUCGUAAAAGUGGAAAAUAUAUUGUUCUGAAUGAAUGUACAAAGGGUAUGCUUGAAAAAAGACUGUUGCUCACAUCGUAAAUGUUGGAUAUGGAAAACGAUAGGCCUCAGAGAUAGGACAAUGACGCGAUUGGAAAGUGCUGUGUAUAUUAUUCCGGUGACAUAUUAAUUACCCUGGCAGUCGUUGAAAGGUCAUGAUUAAAGAAGCAGGUACAGAGCGUAUAUUAUGCAUAGAAAAGAGUAAACAUCUUCAUGUAUAGUAAUAAGGAAAAGAAGAUUAAUGUUAUCUAUUUUUUCAUAGAUUAUAUAUUUGUAAUAAGUGCCCUCUUAACAUGAGUAUUUUCAUUGUAUAUCAUUUGCGUUUCAACUGCGAAACAUACUUAAGUGAUGUUUAGCAAAACAAAAUGUUGAUAUUAUUGUUAUUGUAUAAUAUCAUUAGGGGUUGUUGCCCUACUUUGUAUAUUUUCUCACGCCAAAGUAAUCAUCACAUCAUGUUUGCAUUUUACAUAAUUUGAGCUGAUUUUUUUAAGCAAUAAGUUUAUGCACAUUCCAUUUGUAUAGAACACUCAUUAUAGGCCUAUGUGUAGGCCUAUACUUUGAUUUGAUCUUGUAGCAUGUGAGCCACUAAUCAAGGUUUAUAAAGUAAGGAAUAUUGUUGAUUUAGAUUCUAGGUGCUGGUCAUGAUAGAAAUCGACAGUUAUUUAGUAGGAAAUAUAAAUCAAUGUUAAAUAUCGGUAAACAAAAUAACCUGUCCAACACUCCCCUCCCCCUCCACGUUCAAUUUUGGUGCUACUGUAGCUUGGUGGUUAAGAUGCUUUGUCUUUCAAUCUCAAGGUCCUGGGAGACACCAAAAGCAACUCCAUUAUAAAAGCCUCAUAAAGCUAAUUAGUUUAUAGAACAUGAUUCCAUCCUGCAAUUUGCGAGGUGUACUAUUACAAAAUAAAAUAUGUAUAAAUAUACAGUACCGUACUGUGUAUAUAUAUAUUUAGUAUAUAUAUAUA